CGAAGAUAAUAAUGUAUGCAAAUUGGAAAAUUAUAGAGCUACAGCAAAGGGAUAGCAAAGCUAUCAAUCAGGUUCUGGGAAGUGGCAACCUAUGAAAAAAGAGAGACACAAACAAAAUCGAGAAGAUGGCAUACCUACCAUACAAGUAGAAGAACAGAGCAGAAAUUUGCAAUCUGCAGCAUGCUUUGUUUUGAGCCGAACAAAUCGGUAGUCAGUGGGCGGGGGGGCAUAGGAAAAUGUGAUGACCCAAUCAGCGUCCACUCCAUUGUCCAUUCCACUAUUCCAGUAUUCCACCACGCGCUGCCCUCCGGUCGUUGUCCCAUCUUCCUCCGAGUCCACUUCCCCGUGCCCGACUCCACACACCACUCCACCGCAUCGCACUCGUCCUUCCCUCUCCCUUCCAACACCACCACCCGCACCGUCCGCACACUCGUCCGCUUCCGUCUCAUUCUCUCGUGGACGCGGCAGUGGCGCCACGACCACGCCUCCACUACCGCCUCAAUGGCCACCGUCAUCGUCAUCCUCCUCCUCCUCCCGUUACUCCCGUCCACCGCCCUCGCCGCCUUCCCCUACUUCCUCGCCUGCGGCGCCGCCUCCAACGUCUCCUUCCCAGGCGACUCCCCAGCGCGCACCUUCGUCCCGGACGCUCCCUUCCUCUCGUCCGCCGGCCGUGUCCCGGCAGUGACGAGCACCGGCUCCAACACGAUCCCCCCUCUCUACGCUGCCGCGCGCGCGGCCGGCUCGGGGUUCUCGUACAGCUUCGCCGACCCGGACACCGCCACGGUCAACGUGUCCCGCGUCCUCCGCCUCCAUUUCUUCCCUUUCACCAGUUCCUCCUCUGUGAACCUCUCGUCCGCGAGCUUCUCCGUCUCUGUUCGCGAUGCCUACACCCUACUCUCCUCCUUCUCGCCGCCGCGCGACGGCGUCGUCAAGGAGUACUUCGUCCCGGGGGACGGCUCCGGCGAGUUCCGCGUCAAGUUCACGCCGGACGCCGGCUCCACCGCAUUCGUCAGCGCCAUCGAGCUGUUCCCGGCUCCGCCGGAGCUGCUGUGGAGACGCCCGGUGAAGCCGGUGGGCGCCCUGGUCGACAGCGUCGACGUGAACGCGUGGCCGCAGCAGGCGCUGGAGACGGUGUACCGCCUCAACGUCGGGGGAUCCAAGGUGACCGCGGCGAACGACACGCUGUGGCGGACGUGGCUCCCCGACGACCCCUACUUCUCCAGCCCCAGGGGGCUCUCGCAGGUGAACUCGACCUCGACCCCGAUCAUCUACGGCACGUCGAUCGGGUACACGAGGGAGGUGGCGCCGGACAGCGUGUACAAGACGCAGCGCGCCAUGAACAUGGCGAGCCAGCAGUUGUUCCUCACUCCGGGGCCUUUCAACUUAACGUGGACCUUCGCGCUUCCGCCGCCGGCACCGGGGUCCGACUCCGACUACCUCGUCCGCCUCCACUGGUGCGACUACUCGCUGGUGAGCUCCGUUGUAGCAACGGGCAUCGUCUUCGACGUCUACGUCGCGCAGAGGCUUGCUUCCAAAGACCUCGACCGAAACGCGGCGGACGCGGCGGAGCAGCCCAACGAGGCUUUUUACCUGGACUACGCGGCCACGGCCCCGACCACCGGGAACCUCACCAUCAGCAUCGGCAAGUCGGACAAAAGCGAUGCAGGCGGCAUGCUCAAUGGGCUGGAGAUCAUGAAGCUGCGGCGCGCCGAUAAUUUGAACUCCGCCGGAUCGCACGGCAGGAGGAAGAAGAUUCUCAUCGGCACGCUCUCGGCGGCGCUCGGCGUCGCUGUUCUUGCGUGCGCGCUGCUCUGCUUGCUCGCCGUGCUGCGCAGGCGUAGACAGGCGCCGACUCCGGCGCCGGAGGAGAAGGAGAGCACGCAGCUGCCGUGGUCGCAGCACACGCAGGAUGGCUCCAGCUGGGUUGACAUGUCGAACGCGUCGGGCGCGGGCAUGACCGGCGGGCUGCACAGGAUGAGCAUGCAGCUCAACAUCUCGCUGGCGGACAUCACGGCGGCCACGGAGAACUUCAACGAGCGCAACCUCAUCGGCGUCGGCGGGUUCGGGAACGUGUAUAGCGGCGUGCUCCGCGACGGCACCCGCGUGGCGGUGAAGCGCGCCAUGCGCGCCUCCAAGCAGGGGCUGCCGGAGUUCCAGACGGAGAUCGAGGUGCUGUCCCGCAUCCGGCACCGCCACCUGGUCUCCCUCAUCGGCUACUGCAACGAGCAGUCGGAGAUGAUACUGGUGUACGAGUACAUGGAGAAGGGCACGCUGAGGAGCCACCUCUACGGGUCGGAGGAGCCGCCGCUGUCGUGGAAGCAGCGGCUGGAGAUCUGCAUCGGCGCGGCGAGGGGCCUGCACUACCUGCACACCGGCUACUCCGAGAACAUCAUCCACCGCGACGUCAAGUCGACCAACAUCCUCCUCGGCGACGCGUUCAUCGCCAAGGUGGCCGACUUCGGGCUGUCGCGGAUCGGGCCGUCGUUCGGGGAGACGCACGUGAGCACGGCGGUGAAGGGCAGCUUCGGCUACCUCGACCCGGAGUACUUCAAGACGCAGCAGCUGACGGACCGGUCCGACGUCUACUCCUUCGGCGUCGUGCUGUUCGAGGUGCUCUGCGCGCGGACGGUGAUCGACCAGAGCCUUGAGCGCGACGAGAUCAACCUCGCCGAGUGGGCGGUUAGCCUGCAGCAGAAAGGGGAGCUCGCCAAGAUCACCGACCCGAGGAUCGCCGGGCAGGUGAACGGCAACUCGCUGCGCAAGUUCGCCGAGACCGCAGAGAAGUGCCUGGCGGACUACGGCCUGGACCGGCCGUCCAUGGGCGACGUGCUGUGGAACCUCGAGUACUGCCUUCAGCUGCAGGAGACGCACGUCAACAGGGACGCGUUCGAGGACAGCGGCGCCGUCGCCACGCAGUUCCCCGCCGACGUGGUCGUGCCGCGCUGGGUGCCGUCGUCCACGAGCUUCCUCAUGGAUGACAGCGUGACCGACUCGGGGAUCGCCAACAGCAAGGCCUUCUCGCAGCUCAGCAGCGGCGAUGGCCGUUGAUCAAUCAGCUGGUCAGUGAACCGACAGUCGGUCAGACUCAGAUAGAGAAGUUUGUAACCAUAAUUUUUCCUCUCUUUUUUUUUAUGCUGAUCUAUUCUCUGAAUCCAAAACCCAUGCACGUCGCAGCAACGAUACGUCUUCAGAAAUUUUGCUGAACACGAACGGAAUACCGUAAUCUGCAGCAAAAUUGGUGUUGCAAUUUUUUCUGUC
Molecule: messenger RNA, 3258 nt
Organism: Oryza sativa Japonica Group (Japanese rice)
Lineage: Eukaryota; Viridiplantae; Streptophyta; Magnoliopsida; Poales; Poaceae
Product: probable receptor-like protein kinase At5g24010
Biological process (GO): protein phosphorylation
Molecular function (GO): protein kinase activity; ATP binding
Source: RefSeq, a predicted model, not a curated record